Messenger RNA from Drosophila subpulchrella, 928 nucleotides. Its product is annotated as loricrin. The record is from RefSeq and is a predicted model, not a curated record. NCBI's taxonomy places the organism in Eukaryota, Metazoa, Arthropoda, Insecta, Diptera, Drosophilidae. Bases 12 to 803 code for a protein of 263 amino acids. The transcript has a single exon.
AUCAGGUCAACAUGAAAAUCUUCGUCUGUUUGCUGGCUGCGGCCGCUGUGGCUCAAGCAGGAUUCAUCGGUGGAGCAGGUGGUGGUGGUGGUGGCUACGGUGGUGGCGGCUCUUCCCACGGUGGCUACAGUGGUGGCGGUGGAUCCUCACAUGGCAGCGGAGAUGGUGGCUACAGCUAUGGCGGCGGUGGCUCUGAUCAUGGCUCUGAUCACCAUGGCGGUGGUGGAUCCCCACCAGUCAAAGUCAUCAAAGUGAUCCACGAAUCUGCUCCAUCCGGCGGCUCAGGAGGCUGGCAAUCGGGAGGAGGCGGUGGUUCAGGAGGCUGGCAAUCUGGAGGUGGUUCCGGCGGCGGCUGGUCUGCUGGAGGAGGUGGCGGCCAUGGCGGUGGUGCGCAGGAGAUCAAAAUCAUCAAGAUCAUCUCGCAGCAGGCUUCGUCUGGAGGUCAUGGUGGAGGCUAUGGCGGCUCUUCCGGAGGAUAUGGUGGAGCUUCCAGCGGCGGUUGGUCAUCGGGUGGAGCUUCCAGUGGCGGCUGGUCUUCGGGAGGAGCUCCCAGCGGCGGUUGGUCCUCUGGAGGAGGUGGUGGUGCCGAGGCACCUGCUGCCGUGAAGAUCAUCAAAAUCAUUUCGGAAUCGGACUCUGGAGCUGGUGAUUCCGGUGGUUGGUCUUCGGGUGGUGCACCCGGCGGUGGUUACGGUGGAGCUUCCAGUGGUGGCUGGUCUUCCGGUGGAGCUUCCAGUGGCGGAUGGUCCUCAGGUGGUUCUUCCAGCGGUGGUUGGGCUCCCCAGGGCGGUGCCAGCUGGUAAUUGUGAUAAAACCUGAUUUCAUUGUUUUCAUUCGCCCCACCCAUUGUUUCAUUUCACAUCCAUUCGCUGUUAUUCCACGCCAUUCCACCAUAUUUGUUAAAUAAAAGUUUUCUGUUUGAUCAUUU